Molecule: messenger RNA, 3678 nt
Organism: Sipha flava (yellow sugarcane aphid)
Lineage: Eukaryota; Metazoa; Arthropoda; Insecta; Hemiptera; Aphididae
Product: rho GTPase-activating protein 12-like
Exons: 13
Coding region: 307-3198 (963 amino acids)
Biological process (GO): regulation of GTPase activity; signal transduction
Cellular component (GO): cytoplasm
Molecular function (GO): protein binding
Source: RefSeq, a predicted model, not a curated record
AUAAAUUUAUAUUAUAAGUUUAUGUCAAACUGUCGAUUAGAAACGAUAAAUCGCGUUGCAGUGAGUCACAUCGUAAUCGUCCGGUCCCGAUAGGUGGUGUCGAGCAAUACUUACUCAUAAUUUAUCUUUUACAUUCGACUUCUUCUGUUUUUUAGUUUUUUUCGUUCCCCUCGAUAUUAAACGAUUUGUUCGACGAAUACCUUAUUCGAUUGUCAACGCGUUUCGGCAGUUUUCAACGGCCAAGGUCGUUUCCAAUGGGAUUUUUGAACGGCAUUUUGGUGUCAAAUUUACAAUGACUGUGGCACAAUGGAUAUUGCCGACAUUAAGGUUAGGGUUCUUUAUGAUUUUGAAUAUAAGACAAGAGAAAAUAAGCAUAUAUCAAUUAAAGAAGGCGAGAAACUACUUUUAUUGAAAAAAACUAAUGAUGAUUGGUGGCAAGUUAUACGUAGUUCAGGCCGACCAUUUUAUGUUCCAGCCACUUUUGUUAAAGAAAUACCACGAGCGCCUAGCAGGCCUAGUUUAUCCAAGGGGGAGGAGAAAAUUAAAAUGGAAAAACCACAAGUGCUAAAACGUACUAUUUUUGAAAAACCUUCAACUCCGUCCUAUGAAAACAUUCCUUUAGAAAACACAACUGUUGUAAGUGUCAGUGAUUCCAUCAUCGAUUCUGUAAUUAGUGAUAUUAAACGAGUUGAUAUUCAAAAUGAAAAUAAUAUAUUAUCACCUGUGGCCAAUCGAAAAAAUAAAACUGUGGUCACCGUUAACCAAGAAAAUACUGGCUAUUGUCAAGUGAAUGUUAAAAAAUGUAGUACUAAGGAGCAAGUUUCAUUACAAUUAUCAAGCUCCUUAGAAGAACUUGCUCAAGAAAUUGAGUUAAAAUCAAUGCCAUUAAAUAAAAAUACAACUAAUGAGUGCUCUCCAAUUACAAGUUAUUCUAAGGUUCAGAACUUGUUAGAAAAUAUUCGCAAGCCUUCUAAUAUUACAGUUAAAAAUGCAAUUGACGUUGAAAAGCCUGAUAUAAGUAGUAAUGGACAAAUUAAUAAAAAUGUACUUUGUUAUUCUGGCAGCUUUAAAACAAAACAUGAACGUGACAAAUGGGCUAAAAAUAUAAUGAGUAAUGGAAAUAUUAUUGAAGAAAAUAAGCUAGAUGAUGAAGAAUCAAUGAUGAUGAGUGAUUCUAUUGUAUCAAAAUCAACAUCUACACCUGAUGCCCAUAGUACUAGUGCAGAUCUCACAGGUGGAUCUACAGAUAGCUUAUUAGAUGGUGAUUCAUUGGGUAUUACUGAUAGUGAUCAAGAUUCUUUAAGAAUGCAUGGAUCCAGAAAACGAACAUCUUUAGCAAGAAAUCGUCGAGUGGAUUCAUAUUCUAAAAGAUAUCCAUUAAGAAGUACUUCACCGCCUAUUCCGGAUGGUACUCUGAACCAUGGUGAAUAUUUGUUUGGUUCAUGGUAUAAAUACUCCAUUGAAGAUGGUAAUAAAGUUUUUUAUUACAAUACCAAAACUUGUGAACGCACCUGGUCCUCUCCAAAACAACGUGAAAAUAAAAUAAGUCGACCUAGUAGUGCUGGAACUAUUAAUUCGGGAAGUCAAAGUUCAUCACCAUUAGCUGAAUUGGAUGAAGAAUUAUAUGAACCUAAUGAUAACACUCCAUCAUUAAAAACAAAAGUUAAACUUAUUAGUGAAACACCUGUAGGAUGGAUAAUGAAAGCUGAUCCAAACUCUGGCUUGCCAUGUUUUGUAAAUCAGUCUACAGGAGCAAAGUGGUUUACCUCAAAAGAUUUUGAAGGUCGCUCAUAUUAUUUUGAAGAAAAUAGUAAUGAAUCUUCUUGGACAUUGCCUGAAACAAACAAUAAAAUCUUACGUAAUACUAGCCCAUCAAAUUCAAAAGUUGACUUAGAAGAUUCUUCAUCGUCUCUCAAACCCUCAAACAAGAAUAUAAUUGAAAAAAAUGAUUCUCCAAUCUUAAAGAGUUCAUUGUCACCUCAAGUUCCUCGAAAUUGGCCACAAUUAUGGGAUGGCCAUAUGUGCGUAUUAAAAGAAGGUCCAUUAAAUCGAACAAAAAUGACUGAAAAUGGAAAACGUCUUCGAAAAAAUUGGACAACAUCACAUGUUAUUCUUACUGAAUUAUUUUUACUUUUCUUUAAAGAUGCAAAAUCUUUUAUAGCUAUGAAAAACGGUAAUGGUCGGCCAGAACUUUGUAUUGACUUAAAUGGUGCUCUUGUUCAAAAAGCUGACAAGAUGUCUAGCCGUAAAAAUGUAUAUGUUAUCAGUACUGUUUUAAGAACCCAGGUAUUGUUCCAAAAUGAUUGUAACAUUCAGGCUGAAUCAUGGCUAUAUGGAAUACAAGCAGCUAUUUCAAAUCUGCCUUGUAGUUAUGAUAGUUGUCCUCGUAUACCAAGUUCAAAUAUCUUAGAAUUGCCUGAAGAUGAAAAAAUAACUAAAGUCAAUAGAAACAAGUCAAUUAAUAUAAAAUUAAAAGACGGAGGAAGUAUGGAAGAUUUAACAGCAACUAAUGUAGAACGUCAAACUAAAAUAAAAGCUCGUUUACGUAAAUUUUUUCACCGAAGACCUACAAUAGAAUUACUAGUCAAAAAAGGAAUAUGGAAAGAUGAGCCUGCAUUUGGAUGUUUCUUAGAACAUGUUACUGGUACAAACCAACCUCGUAUCCCAGAAUUUGUUAAACGCUGCAUAACAGCUAUCGAAAGCAGUGAAGAUAAUUUGAAAACUGAUGGUUUAUACCGCGCUUCAGGCAAUUUAUCUCAAGUGCAAAAGAUUAGACUACAAGUUGAUCAAAAUAAUCUAUCAGUAAUUGACCAAGAAGAAGAUGUUCAUGUUCUGACUGGUGUUCUAAAGCUGUUCUUCAGAGAACUUAAAGAGCCAUUAAUACCAUAUCAUGCUUUUCGUAAAGCAAUAUCAGCAGGAACAAGUCAUAGUCACAAAGACAAAUUAUCAAAUUUUUGUGACAUCACUAAAUCUUUACCCGGGCCAAAUUAUGAUACCUUAAAGUUUUUACUCAAACACUUGUUAAAAGUUACAAGUUACAAAGAAUUCAACAGGAUGCACAUACCAAAUUUAGCAAUUGUUUUUGGGCCAACCCUCAUGUGGCCAGAAAUUGAAUCAACAAAUAUGGCUAUAGAUCUAAUGCAACAGAACAUGGUGAUUGAAGCACUCUUGGUUGAUUUUGAUAAUAUAUUUAAAUAAAUUUACAAAAUCAUUAAAAUAACAUAUUAAAAACCGUUCAAUACAGCUAGAAACAUAACAUUCCGAAUAUGUAAAAACAUUAUUUAUGUUUAUAUUAUUUAAUACAUACCACUGUACUCAUAACAAGACAAUAACUAAGACUGACAUGUUUUGACAUUUAUUGCAGGAACUGUUGGAUAUAUUAAAUAUAUAUUUUUUUUAAUGAAAUGAUAUGAAAAUGUUUACCAAUUGUUUUUUUUUUUUUUAAAAGGGCCACCGAUUAUUUUUGGUAGAAUGUUAUAUAAAUAUCUAUUUUUUACUGCUACCAAGUACCUAAGAGUAUGUAGUAUGAUUUUAGAAUAUUUUUUGUUUUGUGACUUCUGAGUUGUGUUUUGUAAUGGUUAACAAAAUACUCUCCAAUUUUAUCCUAUUAGUUGUUUUUUUAUUUAUGUAAUUAUAGACUAGACUUAUUUUUGUUACUGUUUCUUAUUAUUUUAGUUU